AUGUCCAAACCAACUAUUGUUCUGGUGCCCGGAGCGUGGCACAAGCCCGAAAUCUACGCGCCUGUUGCCGCGUCUCUGUCCAAGCAUGGCUACCCCACUGUGAGCUUGCCACUGGCCUCCGCUGGUGCUUCGCCACCUCACCAGGACUUCGAUGGCGAUGUCUCUACCAUCCGAGACUGCCUGACUGAGCUGGUCUCAAAAGACAAAGAGGUUGUCCUUGUCGUGCAUUCAUACACCGGCCUUCCUGGCGGCGAGGCCCCCAAAGGUCUUGGAAAGAAGGAGCGUGAAGCCAAGGGCUUGAAGGGAGGUGUCAUCCGAUAUGUGGUCAUCAAUGGAUUCGCAACGCCAGCAGGCUUCCGGCCAGCAGCCAAGGGAGAUUAUUCCCAGAUGCCUGAGUGGAUGAAGUUGGAUCUUGAGAACGAUGUUGUCAACGUCUCAGCUGAGGAUGCCAAGAAAAUCUUCUACAACGAUAUCUCUUCUGAAAGAGGAGAUGAGCUAGCCGCCCAGCUUGUCCCUCAGAGUCUUGGUGUCUAUUCCAGCACAGCAACCUACGCAGCCUGGCAAGAUAUCCCGUCCACUUUCCUUGUGGGCGAUACUGAUCAGAGCUCUUUCUCGCCUAUGGUGGUGGACAUGAUGAUCAAGGGGGCUCAAAUGGUUGAACCAACUGCAUUUGAUGUGAUUGAACAUUGUAAGGAGGGCGGUCAUUGUCUUAUGAUUAGCUAUCCGGAAUGGACGGCGGAGGCACUGAGAAGAGCAGCUGGGGAGAAAUUCUAA
Messenger RNA from Venustampulla echinocandica, 774 nucleotides. RefSeq lists its product as uncharacterized. The record is from RefSeq and is a predicted model, not a curated record. Lineage: Eukaryota; Fungi; Ascomycota; Leotiomycetes; Helotiales; Pleuroascaceae. The coding region runs from base 1 to 774 and encodes 257 amino acids. The transcript is spliced from 2 exons.